CCCACGCUCCCCCGACGGUUUCUCCCAUCCGAUUUUGUCUCCUCCCCGUUUCCACCUUCCCCACGGCUCUGCAGCUAAUUCAACCUCCCCCCCCCCAAAAAAGCCCAAAAAUCUCUCUCAACAGACAACAGACCCACUCUCUCAAACUCUCUACGAGUUUCCUCUUCGUUGGUGCUGCAAUUUCGUGGGUCCCCGGAUUUCGUCGCCACCCACUGCUUGAGCAACGCGGGGUUGCCGUUACUCUCCACUGUCGCAGCUUCGAGGGUCUGUCGCCGACGAGUCUAAUCGCUGAGCUUAACGCUGAGCAUCCCCACCUCUUCCCCUUCGUGCAUUACCGCUGGUCGAGCCGUCGACGAUCACCUCCUCACCACGCAGGGUAGUAAUCUUGUCCUAGGCAGCGUUGUUUACUCACGAAAGCAGUCGAUCACCCCUCCAAUAUUGUGAAAGGUAAAGCAGGAUCAUCAUGGUGGGAUUCAAAAACAGGUACCUGAUAAUGGAAGUUUUUUUGGACCCUAAUAGAGGUCUUGUUGGGGACGAUCCUAUUAUCAUAACCCAAUUCAAUGUCUCAAAAGCAAUCAAAGACAGCAUUCUUGUAAAUUUUGGAGAGUGUGGCCUUGCUUCAACGCUUGGAUCCUUCCAAGUAAAGUAUGUGAAUCCCAUCACAAAGUUAUGCAUCAUUAGAGCCUCGAGGGAGGAGUACCAAAAGGUUUGGUCUGCAAUUACCAUGGUUAGGAGCAUUGGAAAUUGCCCGGUACUAUUAAACUUAUUAGACCUAAGUGGGAGUAUAAAGGCUUGUAGAAGUGCAGCCUUGAAGUGUGAUGAACUAAAAUUUGAGCAGUACAAACUUGUCGUUGGGGCUCGUCUCUCAGCUGAUGCUAUGAAUCAGAUGCAAAACUAUCUCGAAAAGAUAAAAAUAUUGGAGCACUAAAGUACUGUAUCUGUGUGGACCUCCAGCAAAGUCAAGGUGAUAGCUUACUGCUGGCUUCCUCGGCUGUUGUUUACAAAAAGAGCAGGUAUUCAUUACACUUGCCUGAUUUACGAUCCUCCAGGUCAUUGGCAAGUCUUCUUUUUGGUAAAUUUUUUGCAAUCGAUGAAUCCCUUCAUCUUGUGAAGCAUCUUGAAGGGUUUGAGAGCUUUAUCAGACAAAGUUUAUAGGAUGUCCACUUUUUUAUCAAAUUUUUUUGUAAAAUUUAAAACCUACUUUUGUUGUCGAAAUUUUGUUGAUCUUUUCAUCUGGAGAGACAGGUUUUAUCAACUAAUUAAAUAGAUAGAAAUGAGUGGA
Carya illinoinensis is the source of this 1282-nucleotide messenger RNA. RefSeq names its product probable ribonuclease P/MRP protein subunit POP5. The transcript is spliced from 8 exons. The record is from RefSeq and is a predicted model, not a curated record. Gene Ontology annotation, cellular component: ribonuclease P complex. Bases 464 to 928 code for a protein of 154 amino acids. Lineage: Eukaryota; Viridiplantae; Streptophyta; Magnoliopsida; Fagales; Juglandaceae. Gene Ontology annotation, biological process: tRNA 5'-leader removal.